UUGAAAUGAAUGCCCGAAAAAUAGUUUCGGAAUAGGUCGCGAAGUCAGCUGCUAGAAGUGUCUGUGUGCAAACAUAAUAAUAGAUGAACAGACAAUGAUGCUGGGAACAAUCUCUACAUGAGAAACGACAGGUUUUGUUUCUCGCGCACACAAGAAAUGUGACGAAAUCGAAGCAUGGCAUUUUUCACCAGAUGGGACUACAAGCACUAUUCGCUUGUCCAUGCAGAGAUUGAGAACGAAUGUUACGAGAAACUCGUUCACUUGAUACAAAAUGAAGCGCUUCCAAACAUGCCGCAAGAUCAGGCUGGCGAAGCCGGUGAAAUGAAACCGAUAUUCUCGAAGCUGAACAAGCAAGAGCAUAAGACGUACCUCAAGCUUCUUCAGACCUACAACAACAAAGUGCUGACUGAUCCAACCCUUGCUGAAAGGAAAGACAUUGAAACACUAGCUUGUCUGCAGAGGAAGGUCGUUCAAGAGCAGAAAGAAUUCGUUUCCAUUUUCGACAAACUUCCAGAUGUACUCGAGAGGUACAAGACCAUCAGCCUGCAAGCCAGCCGCUUCGUUCAAGAACACCUGGAAGCUAACCUCCAGAGGACCUUACGCUAUCCGAGGCACUACAAGGAGAAGGAAGUCUUGCAGUUCAGGGAUAUAGCGGCAAUUCCAGAAUUCCAAGCAAAUGUGCUGCAGAUGGGCAAAUGCGCCCGUGUGGUGCGACCUAACCUCUCCAAUCACUGCCAAGUACCCCUGGACUACGAGAAGCUGGUGAAGCGCUUUCCUCCACUCGACAUUCAUAAUGACAGCAGCUUUCAUCCGAGCAUCGGGCCCACAAGCCAGGAUGACGUUGGGAUCAAGCUUGCACUGCAGCAUCAAGCAAGCAUUCUCAUUGACCUAGAGACGCUGGCAACCCUACUGGACACCCAUACCGACGGGUGUCAGUGGGAACUGCCUGUUGUCGUGAGAAAAGACAAAUCAACUGGACAAACCGUCGCAUGCGUUGAUACCGCGGUCCUCCCGGAACACCUUUCUCGGCGGGAUAAGAAUCAGCUGUGCUACAACUACGCUACGAGGCUGAGGCUGACGCACGUCAACGUCGGACGGCCGAAAAAAGACGCCGCCGAAGUCGACCCCGCCACCCCGAAACGUCCGAGAGGGAGGCCUCGCAAGGCGGAGCUGCCGCGCAUGGAGGUCCCCGUGGUAGCAGACGACGAUAUUUUUGGUGAAGUGGAAGACUUGGAAACCUUCGGGGUCGGGACAGAGCCGGCCGCAUCUCCCGCAAAGACUACGGACAUGUGUGGCGAGAAGGAUGUCACUUCUCAAGCUGAGAAGGAAGAGCUAGUCAGCAAGAAGGUUUCAGCGGUGGAGUCGAUGGGUAUGGUGUCGCCGGAGAAGCCGUCCGGUGGGGAUAUUGCGUUUAAAGGCUGCAGCUCUCAGUUACAGAGUGCAGCUGAAGAGCACGGCCUCGGCUCAGAGAUAGCAGGUUCACCACGAGGCCCUGCACAAGAGGUCUCUACGUCCAAGCCCGCUGAAGGUUCACAGUGCACGUGCGCUGGUCGCAUGAUGACCAGGAGAUUGAAACAGCAGUGCCUCCACUGCAAGUGCGCAAGUCCGAAGACGCCCGCGCCCGACCCUCCGUCCACGGAUGGGUCGAUGGACAGCGAAGACGCGCCGCUCGUCAUCGACGAGAGCCCCGUUGAAGAAUCUCUCGUCGUCGAAAUCGCAUCUCCCGACAGCAGCCCAGUCAGGGGCGGUGACGACGGCGGAUUCGAGCCUGUCACACCAAAAAUCGCGCUGAAUAAAGACGAAGAUGACCAAAGGGUGGAAGCCACAGACAGCGACACCGACGACGGUUGCGGAGCUCUGCGGAUUGACCUUGAAGGAACCGCGGAAGACUGCAAAAAGGACGAUGCGGAAGUGCCGUUGGAAAAGGACGUGGAGAUGGACUCGCCGGAGUCUCCGCCGCCUGCUAGCAAUGACGAGGGGGAUGCGGUUUGUGUUGAAAUUGAUGCAACGGCCUCCUCUCCCGAACGGACUAGCACUGCCGAAGUCCCUCCGGGGGUGGCAUGGGAAGCGAGCGAAGCUAAAAGUGCAACUGGACCCCUUCCCGAGGGUGCAAAUGUGUUCUACAACCUCUGGAAACUUGGUUCUGUCACCCUCCUUCUGCGACACCAUGCACACGCGUUCACGGCUGUGAACAAACAGACGUGGAGUAUCUUCCCAAAGCUGGAGUACAAUCCUCACCUAGGGGCCGAAAUGUUCACGGAGGCGGAACUAAUCAAGCAGAUGUGUUAUCUUCUCAUGAUACCCAACAGUAACCUACUGAGAGUUCGUGUGGAUGCUCUUAAUUCGAGUAUCUUGUACAUGGAAGACCUGGGCUGUACAGAGUUUGUCAACGUGGUGAAAACCUUUAGUCCAGAUAAGCUGUUUGGCAAGGUGGGCUUUAUCCUAGGAAAGAUCUCCGGCCUCGAACCAGGGUAUUACAUCCUCUCAUGCCGUGCGACAGAAAGUCAUAUUAAGCUUCUCAAAGCUACAGACGGAAAUAGGAGGGGUACUUUCGACCUCCACUGCGUUGCAAACCAGCGAGCUGCACUUGUGGAAGAUCCCGACAGUUCACCCAGAGUUAUCCCGCUCGACCCCGAGGUGGUCCUACCAGAUGCUCACCGCCUUGGCCAAAUUCCACUGACGUUCCCACCAAAAGACCCUAAAAGACCCAUGCUUUUGGUACCUAGAAGACAUUUGAAACGUUUCAAGGGGCAAGAAGGCAGUGAAGACGAUGCUGCGGCGAAUGUUUCUAACUAAAGACAACCAAUAAUGCUUUGUUAAAAAAAGCGUAUGGCAUAUAUUUUCCGUGAAAAUAAAUAAAAAAGAUGUCUACUGUGCAA
Messenger RNA from Ornithodoros turicata, 2879 nucleotides. Its product is annotated as little elongation complex subunit 2-like. The coding region runs from base 175 to 2796 and encodes 873 amino acids. The record is from RefSeq and is a predicted model, not a curated record. Gene Ontology annotation, biological process: positive regulation of transcription by RNA polymerase III; snRNA transcription by RNA polymerase II; snRNA transcription by RNA polymerase III. NCBI's taxonomy places the organism in Eukaryota, Metazoa, Arthropoda, Arachnida, Ixodida, Argasidae. The transcript is spliced from 16 exons. Gene Ontology annotation, cellular component: transcription elongation factor complex.